Molecule: messenger RNA, 4300 nt
Organism: Centruroides sculpturatus (bark scorpion)
Lineage: Eukaryota; Metazoa; Arthropoda; Arachnida; Scorpiones; Buthidae
Product: ankyrin-1-like
Exons: 18
Coding region: 182-2914 (910 amino acids)
Molecular function (GO): protein binding
Source: RefSeq, a predicted model, not a curated record
UUAUCUUGCACGCGUUUCUGCAAUUUCCUCAAUAGAAAUUCCACUUUUAUAGUCUUAUCUGUCGUAUUAAUGUGUUAUUUAAGCAAUUAUAACAGUAUAAUUUAUAAAAAUCUCUGUUGAAAUGUGGCUUGAUAUCUUGCAUGCCAUUUAAGUUAGUUAAAAAUAAUGAUUUAGUUGGGUUAUGGAGGGUACAGACGAGUGCAGACGUUUAAGAGAUGGUAGCGAUGAUGAAGGAGAGAAUGUCCUUCCAGGAAAAAACAGGAUACAGAAUGACAACUUGCAAGAGUUGAAUGGGAUGGUAAACAUUGAGAAGGAGGAAUAUAAAAUAGAAAUGGAUGCCAUUUCGCCUAAAAAAUCAACGUUGAAGAGGCAGACUACUCGUAGGGAAUUCUUCCUACCGAUCCAUCAGGUUGUGAGAAAUGGGAAUGUGGAAGCUCUGAAGUGUUUUCUGAAUAAUAUGGAUGCUAAAUCCAUCAAGAAGCAGAUUAAUUCCUUGGACGAUAAGAAUAUGACUCCGUUGCAUUACGCUUCCCGUUAUAAUCAUUUGGCCAUUGUAAAGUUGUUGUUGGAAUAUGGAGCGGAAAUUAAUAGAAGAGGAGAAGAUGAUAUUUUACCGCUGCAUGUUGCUUCUAGAUAUCGUCGGCCAAGUAUGUCACCUGUUACAGAUGAAGUAGAUGCUUCUUACAGCUCUGUAAUUGGUCUAUUAAUUUCUAGAGGUGCUUCCGUUAAUUGUAAAGAUAGAUAUGGGCUGACGCCAUUACACUAUGCAGCUAUGAGAGGAAACGUAAUGGCUGCUAAAGAGCUCCUACAAAAUCCAACUAUAAACAUUCGGGUUACGGAUAAACAAGACAUGAUGCCGUUGCAUCUCGCUGCAAAUUAUGGAAAUUACAAAAUUGUGGAAUUAUUAAUUGAAGCUGGUUCUCCCAUAUUAGUCUACGAUGAACAGUUUCAGACUCCUCUCCACAAAGCUGCAGCAGAAGGUUACAGUGAUAUCGUAGAGCUACUGUUGAAAGUUGCCAAAGAAGAAAGUCUAGAUAUAAUGAAAGAAAUAAUUGCAGAAAAAGACGAAGAUGACAAUUCCGCUCUUCAUCUUGCGGUCGAAAAAGGACAUUUUAAUGUGACGAAAAUUCUGUUGGAACACGAUGCGGAUGUAAAUUCUUCCGGAGAAUUUCGCAUGUAUCCAUUACAUUUGGCUUCAACGAUAGGCAGCUUGGGUAUCGUGAAACUUUUAAUUGAGUAUAAUGCUCAAGUAAAUUGUUUAAAUUAUCAACAAGAGACACCACUGCAUAGGGCUGCAUCAUUCAAUCACAAAGAUAUCAUAGACUAUCUAAUUAAACAUGGUGCUUUGAUAGAAUGCCGCUGCAUAAAUCAUUUCACUCCUCUGUUACUUGCUGCCAAAGAAGGUCAUAUCGAUGCCAUAAAGAUAUUAUUAGAGAACAAUGCAGACGUUUCAGUUGUCGACAGAAACGAGAAAUCAGUUGUUUACUGGUUAUGCGAAAGGAACCAUCCCGAAGCAUUGAAAAUAUUAUUGGAAGAUAGUUUUGCACCAAAUUUAAUUUUCAAAGAAGAUGCUUAUGAAAAUAAUCCUCUGCAUGUUGCAGCAGAACAUGGAUAUGCCGACGUAUUAAAAAUUUUGUUAGAGCAUGGAGCUGAUAUUCACAGUAAAAAUGAAGAUGAGGAAACUGCAUUACAUCUUGCAGCUCAAUCAGGACAUAGAAAUGUCGUAAAGCUUUUGUUGGAGACGAACAAAUCUAUAGUAAAUGCCGAAGAUGAGGAAAAGAAUACUCCACUUCAUGUUGCUGCACUUAAAGGACAUCAGAAAGUAGUAAUAGAUUUGUUAUAUGCCGGUGCAAAUGUAGAAUCAAGAAAUUGUAAUUUGUGGACUGCUUUAGACUGUGCUGCUUAUGGUGGUUGGUUGAAAACGGCAAGAAUUCUUCUUAAAGCUGGUUCUCCCGUCGAUCCUUUAGACAAAUCCAAAACGACACCACUUCAUUUAGCCGCAUCCAAAGGGCAUGCAAAAGUCGUGGAAAUGCUUUUAGAAUUUAAUGCUAAAAUCGGUCAAGUCGAUGCAGAAAAUAAUAAUUGUCUAGAUUUGGCAAUUAGAUCGAAUCAGAGGGAAGUUGUUUUAGUUAUAAUUAAUAAUAAAAACUGGAAAGAUGCUUUACGAAACUUUACUACCAGUAGUAAAUAUGGUAUUCAUCAAACUCCAUUGAGAAAACUUAUUAGACAUAUGCCGGAUGUUGCGGAACAAGUGUUUGAUAAAUUUAUAACAGAUAACGGAUAUAAUAGUGAACACCCAAAACUGAAAAAAUACUAUAAUUACGAGUUUCUGGACGAUAUGUUUGUUACUUCAUUCAGUUUUGAAAGUCGAGGAAGUAGAGAAAGUCUUUUUGAUUCAUCUAGUAUUUAUGAUGAACAUAAUAAAAUAAAAACAACAAGUCUGCUGUACACUGAGGAUAAAGAAAUUUUAAAACAAAACCAUCCUCUGAUGUUGAUGGUUACUCUACAAAAACAACAAUUAUUGGGACAUCCAAUAUGUACAAGUCUACUGAAUUACAAGUGGAAGAUCUAUGGAAGAUAUGUGUACUACACAAAUCUCCUAUUAUACAUUUUAUUUUUAAUAUUUUUCACUGGAUAUGUAGUAUCUAACCAUCCUCCUUGUCCCGAUUCUGAUGAAUUUAAAGAAUGUUGUUCCAUAGCAAAUAUCACAGGUUGUCCUCUUGCCUUAGGAAACUGCAAACGUCACGAUAAAGCUUUCCAUCAAUUUUUUGAAUAUAUGUCAACAACAGCUUUAUAUUUUUUGACUGUUGUUCAUUUAUUAAAAGAGGUAAGAAUGAAAUUAAUAUUACAGUCCAAACUUUUGAAGAUAAAAUUUAAUUUGAGUUUGUUUUGGAGGUACCAUUUUAAUAUCUAACUUACAUUUCUCAAUGUCGAGUAAGGAUAUAAUAGAAUAAAUAAAAAAUUUAUUGCUUUAUGGAAUGAAUUUUUAUAGUAUGGUUGUAUGUUGAGUUAACAUUCACUUGGGAAAUGUACAACUGCAUAUACAAGAUGUACCAGCAGGGUUCAAAAGUGUUUGUAUUUUGUGAUAUAAAAAUCCAUUGUAAUAAUAUAUAGCAAGGGUAGCCAAACCUUAUUAUGAUAGGAGCCAUAUACUGCAUAUCAGAAAUAUGUGAGAGUCACAUCCCAUAUUGGAAUGUAUAACCUACAUAUAUAAUUGCAUAUACAUGUAGAAUGGGAAAUGGAGUUAAGCAGAUCUCCUGUUUUGCCCUGGGUAAGUGACUUUAAAAACAAUAGGAUUGUCCUUAUUGGGAAAUGAACCACGAACAAUGAGAACUCUCAUCCCUACACAAAAAGAUAGGUAGACCAUUCUUGGUCUGGAGACCAAAGGAAAUGAAUGGACAAACAGUUCCAAGCUCAAAUUUGAAAGUGAUCAAAGAAUUUACAUACACACAUUCAACUUUGAUGCUAUUCCUCUAUAUAUAUAUAUACAGUAUAUAAAGUCAGACUCUUACCUCCUAAGUAAUAAGGGGUACAGGUCUGAUAUAUGGGAACCACAAUAAGGGUCUAGAAGAGCCAUAUGUGACUAAUGUAUUUCACAUUCAGCCACAUUAAUUAAUAAUUUUCAAUUUUAGAAUUAGACAGGUCACCAUCGAUUGGAAACUGUAAUGAUUAAAUUUAAAUUAAUUGCCUUUUGCCAUUUUGAGAUGUAUAUGCCUGGAGCAUGAUGUAGUAUUUACAAGUAUUAAAAUUUAAUUGAAUUAAUUUAAAUUUACUAAUUUUAAAAUUUUCAGUAUAUAGAGCAGUGGUUCCCAGCAUUUUUAGACUCAUGGAAUGCUUUAAAUAAUUAUGUGAAGGUUGCGCACACGUUAUUUUUAAAUAUAAGAUAAUUAUGACAGACCUGUUGCUCAGUUUCAUAAUAUUUAACUGUUGUUGAUCAUUGUUGAGAGUUUAUGGUACUAGAAUUACAAACUUAAUUCACUUUUUACUACCCAAAAAUGAACUAGCUGUUUCUCAUCAUGUGAUAAUGGAAAUCUUUCUCCCUAUUCUAUGAUAGAAAGAGGGAUUUAAAAAAAAGAGAAGAAUGUUUUAACCAAUUAGAAAUUCUUGGUAAUAGUGACAAAUUAAGUUAAUUUUUUAAAACAAGUUGACAAUUAGAAGGAAGUUACAAGAAAAUCAGUCAUGCAAUCAAAAAAGAAUGUAGGAUUAUUCCGUAUUCAUGUUCAAACCAUGCACAGAACAUAAUUUCUAUCUGUAUACAUGGCUGGUAAUAGCUUAUACACACAGGAUCUUCCAGAAAGAA